This is a messenger RNA of Rotaria sp. Silwood2, 444 nucleotides long. Lineage: Eukaryota; Metazoa; Rotifera; Eurotatoria; Philodinida; Philodinidae. The record is from the annotation of a GenBank genome assembly.
AUGACUGAUCUACAAAUUAAUACUAAAUUACCAUUACGCCGUAAUCGGCCUGGUACUAAAGCAAAAGAUUGGUGUCAUUGGCCCGAAGAAACAUCUGAAAAUAUGGAUUCACUUUAUCAUAUACAACAAUAUAUUCAACAAUCGAUUCGACGUAAUUCAUCUGAUGUUGAUUUUAUUCUUCAAGCACCUGAUCAACAAGAUGAAGGUGUUUGGAAAUAUGAACAUUUAAGACAAUUUUGUCUUGAAUUGAAUGAUUUAACUGUUCUUUUACAAAAAGAAUGUUUACCUGAAACUUGUUCACAAAUGACAGCAACUGAACAAUGGAUAUUUUUAUGCGCUGCACAUAAAAAUCCGAAAGAAUGUCCAGCUAUUGAUUAUACAAGACAUACAUUAGAUGGUGCUGCUUCAUUAUUAAAUAGCAAUAAAUAUUUUCCAAGCCGGUAA